AAAAACCAUCCACGAAGUAUUAGUGUGAGACUGAGCGCCAUGUUUAGUUCUCGUUUGCUAAAGUCGCCGCAUAUCUUUCGUCCAAGUCGCAGCAUUUCCUCGCUGUACAGACCCGCGAAACAGUGCUGCGGGCUUCAUAAAAAUGCCGCCUUGUAUGCUUUAGUAGCCAAUUCUCAAUCAGCCACCUCAAUUCGUGUAGUUACGGCAUUUUUUCCUCGUGGCUUUGCAACAUGUCAAAGCUUUUUCUAUCCGAGAGGAUCCAAAAAUAACAACUCAAGUGACAAUCCAGAAAGCAGCUCUAGCGGCAAUGAUGACCAUGAUGAUGAUGGUAAAGGUCGUGAUAACGAUGAACCUGAUGCCGUCAUUGAGGAUAAGACCGGGGUGCAUAUCCCUGAUCCAUCCCAAGGGAUCGUGGCACAAGUUGUUGUCCCAGAAGUGUUCCCUGAAGUCCCAUUAAUUCCUGUUCACCGCAAUCCUGUGUUCCCUCGCUUUGUCAAGAUGUUAGAGAUAAAUGACAAGUCAUUAAUGGAUUUGGUUAGACUGAAGUGCCGCCUGGCGCAGCCGUAUGCAGGUGCAUUUCUAAAGAAAGAAGAUAGUAAUGAGGCAGAAGUUGUCUCAAGUCUGGAUGAUGUUUAUAAGGUGGGAGCAUUUGUGCAGAUCACCGAAAUGCAUGACAUGGGAAACAAGAUGAGGAUGGUCAUUCUUGGGCAUCGCAGGAUUCAGAUAACAGGUGUUGCAGAAGACCCACAGCAUGUCGAGGCAGCUGAAAAGCCUGACAAGGACACGCCCAACACCCCCCCAGAUGAACCCACCCUUGAUGUCAAUGGCAAUGAAGGGGAUGGGUUGGUAGAGCCAAAAAGGUUUGAUCUCAAUCCAAUCCUCAUGGUACGGGUGGAGAAUGUCUUGCACCAGCCUUUCAAGAGAACACAAGAAGUCAAAGCAUUAGCUGCAGAAGCCAUAAAGACAAUUAGGGAUAUCAUCUCGUUGAACCCACUCUACAAAGAGUUCUUGUCGCAACUGAUAGAGGGUGGCAAGAAAGUGGUGGACAACCCAUCCCAUCUGGCUGACUUUGGGGCGGCUCUUACAAGUGCAGAAUCAAACCAGUUACAGGAGAUCUUGGAAGAGACAAACAUCCCAAUCAGACUUCGCAUGACACUGGAGCUCUUAAAGAAAGAGUUAGCUGUCUGUCUGCUGCAGCAACAGCUGGGCAAAGAGGUGGAGGAGAAAGUCAGCAAGCAACAAAAGAAGUACCUCCUUCAAGAGCAGUUGAAGAUCAUCAAGAGAGAAUUAGGCCUGGAGAAAGAUGACAAAGACGCUGUUGGUGAGAAGUUCAGGGAGAGGCUCAAGGGAUUGCAUGUCCCAGCACACGCAAUGGAGGUGAUUGAGGAAGAACUCGGCAAGCUGUCUUUCCUUGAUGCCCACUCAUCUGAGUUCAAUGUAACCAGAAACUAUUUGGACUGGCUGACCAGUGUGCCCUGGGGAAUGUAUAGUGAGGAAAACCUGGACAUUGAAAGAGCUCGCACGGUACUUGACGAAGACCAUUAUGGCCUUCAGGAUAUCAAGGAUAGAAUUCUGGAAUUCAUUGCUGUCAGCCAACUGAACCGAAGUACACAAGGAAAGAUUCUGUGUUUUACUGGACCGCCAGGUGUUGGUAAAACAAGCAUAGCAAAGUCUAUUGCACGUGCCCUGAAUAGAGAGUAUUUCCGGUUCAGUGUUGGAGGAAUGACAGACGUGGCUGAGAUCAAAGGUCACAGAAGGACAUACAUCGGAGCAAUGCCAGGGAAGAUCAUUCAGUGUCUGAAAAAAACGAAGACAGAAAACCCUUUGAUCCUGAUUGAUGAGGUUGAUAAGAUUGGUCGAGGUGUGCAAGGUGAUCCAGCCUCUGCACUUCUUGAGCUGCUUGAUCCAGAACAGAAUGCAGGAUUCCUGGACCACUACCUGGACGUACCAGUUGACAUGUCCAAGGUCCUGUUCAUCUGUACAGCAAAUGUGACAGACACUAUACCAGGCCCUCUCAAGGAUCGCAUGGAGAUGAUGAAUGUUUCGGGAUACGUGGAGGAUGAGAAAAAAGCUAUCGCUAAGGCAUAUCUCAUCCCUCAAGCGCGCCAGAAAACAGGGAUCAAAGAAGAGCAAGUGGACCUCCAGGAUAGCUCCUUAGAAGUACUGAUUAAGUCAUAUUGCCGCGAGAGUGGAGUCAGGAAUUUACAGAAACACAUAGACAAGAUUUUCCGCAAAGCUGCUUUGAAGAUCUUCCAAGGCACAGAAGCCAUUGCGGUUACCCCAGACGCUCUGAAGGACUUCGUUGGGAACCCUGUUUUUAAUACAGAUCGUAUCUAUGAUCAAACCCCACCGGGGGUGGUCAUGGGACUAGCCUGGACCUCAAUGGGGGGCUCCACCCUUUACAUCGAGACAUCAAUCAGUGAAGCCCCUGAUGACAAAAAGUCAGGCUCACUUAGCAUGACAGGUCAGCUGGGUGAUGUGAUGAAGGAGAGUGCCCAGAUUGCAUAUACAUUUUCAAAGGGUUUCCUGGCUAAGCGAAAUCCUGAAAACAAGUUCUUUAACACAACACCAAUCCAUCUCCAUGUUCCAGAGGGGGCAACUCCCAAAGAUGGCCCAUCUGCUGGCUCUACUAUUGUCACUGCUCUGCUCUCCCUGGCUAUGGAUAAACCUGUGCGACAGAAUGUAGCCAUGACAGGCGAAUUGUCACUCACUGGAAAGGUUUUACCUGUUGGAGGAAUUAAAGAGAAAAUUAUUGCGGCCCGUCGUGCUGGAGUGAACUGUGUUGUUGUCCCAGAGGGAAGCCGUCGAGAGUUUAAUGACUUGCCCGACUUUGUAAAGGAAGGCAUUGAUAUCCACUUUGUAUCGCACUACGAGGAUAUUUUUAACAUUGUUUUCGACUCCUGACAGUGACUGGGAAUAGAUAACAUAACAAAAGGAAUUCACUCCCAGCUAUCUAACUACAAAAGAGUGUUUGGUGCUAUCUUCCAAGCAGUUAUUAGUAGUAUUUUUCUAAUAUAGAUAGGACUAAAAAAUACCCUAAUUGAUAUUUAAAACCGUUUUCCAUUGAAUAAAUGGCAAAACAUCUGUUACUGUAAAGGGAGUAAAAUUAUAAAAUAUAUUUGGAGUGCUUUUUUCAUCCGUGAUACCCAAACAAUUGAGGAAUCAAAGUAAGAUGGAAAUUACUUAGGCAAUUAACACUGUGUUGUCUGAAAAGAGUCUAAGGAUGCUGCAGACAGUUGUAUUGGUAUACUUAAAUAUACUUAAAUACUUUAAUAGAUUUCGCUAAUGUCUAAUUUAGCUUUCGCUAAUGUCUAAUUUAGCUUUCGCUAAUGUUUAAUUUAGCUUUCGCUAAUGUCUAAGCAGCAGAUCCCUCAUCUUUUCAGAUGGAUCAAAUGACUAUAUAUAUUUUUAAAUUAUAAGAUGGACAAGUUAAAAUCUUCCAAUGAGCAACUAGUACAAAAGAUUUUGGUUUUGCAGUCUUUUAUUAAAUAUACUCCAUGGUUUCA
Nematostella vectensis (starlet sea anemone) is the source of this 3506-nucleotide messenger RNA. RefSeq names its product lon protease homolog, mitochondrial. Gene Ontology annotation, cellular component: mitochondrial matrix. The transcript has 22 exons. Gene Ontology annotation, molecular function: serine-type endopeptidase activity; ATP binding; single-stranded DNA binding. The record is from RefSeq and is a predicted model, not a curated record. Gene Ontology annotation, biological process: protein catabolic process; chaperone-mediated protein complex assembly; protein quality control for misfolded or incompletely synthesized proteins. Bases 40 to 2904 code for a protein of 954 amino acids. Lineage: Eukaryota; Metazoa; Cnidaria; Anthozoa; Actiniaria; Edwardsiidae.